Penicillium manginii is the source of this 708-nucleotide messenger RNA. RefSeq lists its product as uncharacterized. Bases 1 to 708 code for a protein of 235 amino acids. The transcript has 2 exons. The record is from RefSeq and is a predicted model, not a curated record. Lineage: Eukaryota; Fungi; Ascomycota; Eurotiomycetes; Eurotiales; Aspergillaceae.
AUGACAGGCGGUGCUGCCCUUCCCCAUUUUUUCAAGCAACUUGGCACCGGGCACCAACCUCAAUACGGGCCCAGACAGCAUCAAAGCAAAAUCUAUGCUGGAAUCUACAAAGACGCCUCUACUCAAACACUGCUGAGCGGCCCGGUUUCCUCUUCAGCCCCGGAAACUGACUCUCCUGCUUCCGACCUCGACGCUGAAGGGUAUCAACCCCAACCCCAGCCCCAAAACGAAAUAUGCCUUCCAUUUUACAACGACCCAAACUCCCAGCAACUACUGGAUGGGCAAAAUCUCCUUGAUGGGGUGAAAUCUUCCUCGAGCAAAAAAAAGAAGCACAAAAAAAGAUCGGACAAAAAGCAACAACCCGUUCGACCAAAGCGGAAACAUUCACCUAAAACAUUCAAGAGAGACCCCAACGACCCAGAAACACCCUACAACAGUCUUUGGGAAAGCAAAGAAAAUUACAAGCGCGUCGACAUACAGGAAUAUCUGAAGAAAUGCCAAUCCGUCGGUCCCCACCCGCGUUCCUCCUACGCCGGAUUUGUGCAGAGCGAGCGAUUUGAUCGUCGAUUCGAACUGGGCGAAGGGGAUUCACUAGCGUAUCCUAGUGGAACGCCCACAGGUCAAAUUGCAAGACGGGCGCAGAAGCUCAAGGCAAGCAUGGCCAUGGCAAAACUUAGCCGGUCAUUGAGCAGGACUCGGAAGAAAUAA